Molecule: messenger RNA, 761 nt
Organism: Colletotrichum acutatum
Lineage: Eukaryota; Fungi; Ascomycota; Sordariomycetes; Glomerellales; Glomerellaceae
Exons: 1
Coding region: 186-581 (131 amino acids)
Source: RefSeq, a predicted model, not a curated record
UAUGCAUUCAUCGUGUGGAAAGUUUGUCGCAAAAUCCUUCCGUACACGCUGAAAUUUGCAGUCGAACGCAGGGAGAUGGCACGUUAGAGGGCGACGGCGCCGGGCACCCACUUGGUUCUUUCAUUGGUUCAACCGACUCGAGGCAUCCCCUCGCUGGACACUUUAGCGUCCGUUGCACUGGUUCAAUGUUGGAUGAUUGCGGCCUCCCAUGCUGCUGCGGCCCAGUCAUAUCAUUGGUCGUGUCCAAGGUAGAAUCCGACUCUGUAGUAAAUAGGGGUCUCUUGCUUAACUGGUCGUUGAUGAUAUGGAGUACGUGCGAAGACAACGAGGACCGUCCCUUGGAUCGUGCUGACCGGGUAAGCCAGGACCAAGGGGUGAGGAAAGGGCAAAUGAGAGGCAUAGGCGUGGGGCACCGAGGGAUGGGCAGACGUGAAGGAUGGGUCGGAAAAGCGACGAUUGCGGCAACCAGAGAGAGACGUCGAAAUCAGUGGGUGAGAUUUGUGGAUGUAAGUGUGCGCAAUCGUGGCCUCGUCUGCAAUGGCAUUGGCCACAUCCGACUGUGCCGCCUAGUCGCUGCAUAACCAUGGCUAUGCGGGGGGUCGUAUUCUAUUGAAAAUCAGGUUCAUAAGUGAUCUCAUGACUGACCGACGACGUGCAAGGCAAGGCAAGACGGCAAGCUUGGCGAGGGUGCGAGAAAUGCUGCAGGGUGGAAUGGGCUGAAGGGAUGAGACGAUCAUAGUGACUUUGAUCAGACGUACAAU